AUGUAUCAUGCAAAUAGUACUGCUAGUAUACACUUCGCAAAUGGCUCUGUCCAUGACGUUGUCAAGAUUGAAGGAGGAGCGUCCUACAAAGAGAUCAUGCGGCGAUUAUCAGAUUUGAACGACGAAUUGUCGCAGCACGAAAACAACUUCAAAGCUCCUCCCUCAAAGAAUGCUCUCCAUCAAUCACCCGCAUUUGUUUUGCCAACUCGACUACAGAAAGCACUCAAUUACGUAUCCUCAAUGUGGCCGAGGAAGUCACCCGCACCGCCUCCAGAAGCCGAAUCACUCCUUUGGAUGCUCAAAGCUCUAAAAGCAUCCUCAGAAACUUACCUCGAGACCCCAAUUCGGCACAUCGAAAUCACCAAUCCCGCGCUUCUUGGAACAUCAGAGAUCUAUAAAGCGAGUAUUAGCUCGGCAUCUUCGGCCCUUGGUUUGAAGAUGAGCAGCUCCCACUAUCUGGCCGCAGAGGCUGCGGCUAGAACAUACAACGUCAGAGGAUAUUGCGAUGAGUCAUAUGACUUUCCUGAGGGCCUGAAUGAAGAUGACACUCCAUACCGCUUGUUCGUGGCUUUGAGUUACAAUCGUGCUGCCUUCUCAGCCUUUCUCAUGGAAGAAGUAUGUGAUGUGAUGUUCGAUCUUCGGACCUACCACAACAGAUCUCUCGGCAGUGACAGCCCGCUCUCCAAGGAAGAAAGACACGCCAUGAUGAAGCACGCUUUGGAAGACGUCACCAGACCACCGUAUCCUCAGAAUGUUUUGGGCCACGAACAUGUACAGGAUAUUGUUCUCUUUGGAGAAGCAACGGAGGAUACUACGUUCCGUUCAGUACUCGAGGAAGUUUUCGGGCCCCGACUAGACAAGUGCGAUGUUAGAAGACAGCAGGAUGUAAUCGACCCCUUGUUCGCGGCUUCGAGAGGUGCGGCUAGGGAUAGUCAGCUGCUGGAAUAUGGGGUCGUUGAGUCAAGUCCAACAGGGUGUCCUAUAUAG
Messenger RNA from Aureobasidium melanogenum CBS 110374, 987 nucleotides. RefSeq lists its product as uncharacterized. Bases 1 to 987 code for a protein of 328 amino acids. The record is from RefSeq and is a predicted model, not a curated record. The transcript has a single exon. Lineage: Eukaryota; Fungi; Ascomycota; Dothideomycetes; Dothideales; Saccotheciaceae.